AUGAUUCCUCGAUCUAAGCCUGCUCAAUCGAAAGGACCCUGCUCAAUAUGUAUCAAGCGUAAGGUCAAGUGUGAUCGAGAAGUACCCUGUGUCAACUGUGUUAAGAGAGGUGAACAGGACAAAUGUAUAUCUUCUCAUAACAGUUCACUAAACAAGGCAGGAACAAGUGAUAGCGAUAGCAAGCGAGAAUACCUGGUUCUCUGGCAAGCUUACAAUACCUGGGUUUUCGAUUAUGGUUUAUGGGAACAGAAUAGCCAAAGCUGGAUUACGAAACGUCAAGACAGGAAAAGAUGGGACUGGAGGCUGAGAACGGAGACCUCGGAAGCUUGGAUUGAUUUGCUGAAUUCAGAAAUGUCCUUCAAACUGCUUGAUUACUCGGUGCAAAAGCUGGGGGCGUUAUUUUUUGGCAUUUUGAGCGAUGUGGGAGAAUUGUAUACAGAACUGGAAGAAUACUGGACCCGAUUAAAAGCUUCAGCAAACGAUUUUACGCCGGAAAACCACUUAUGGAAUGCCCUUCUUUGGUCGGUUUUGACCUUGGCGGUGUAUCAUAUACCUCUGGGUACUCUGGAGACAAUAAUGUUGGAAUCGCAGUUAGCUUCGAUGCAACAAGAAUUACAAGUCAAUGGGCUUACUGAACAGGUUCGAUCGGAAAUCGCUAGUGAUUACGCUGGUGUUUCUUUACAAAUGCUUAACAGGGCCAAUUUCAUGGCGUUUCCAGACGUGAAAAUAAUACAAACGUAUCUAGUACUUGCCUCGACUUCAUUUCCGAUGGAUGAGCCAGCACUCUUCAACAGUCUCCUUACGCAUUGUCUGCAUCUUGCAAAGCUUUUGGAGCUGGAUCUGUUCAGGCCCUCUGUGGCUGAUGCGACUGACUUGAGACUGACAAAGCUGGCAUGCGAAAAGAUAUGGUAUCGCUUGUGCGUCCACGAUUACUGGCAGUCUGGAGUCAACAAACCAUUGUCCAUUCACGAGACUAACAACUCAUUGCUCAGUCAUGCUGCUUUCUUGAUGGACAAACCGAACAUCGAUGUCUACCAAAGUGAAGAUACCUUUGAGGCUCUUCUAUGGAAAGUCGUUUCCUUAGAUCGGGAUAUCAACAAGUAUGUCAGCACACAGGCAAAACCUCCGCUCAAGACAUUGGAUGCUGUACAGAGACAAGUGGACAUCUUCAUACGCAAGGCGCAGGCGCUCGACGUUAAAAGCUUCAUUAGUGUCAAAGGUGAAAGUUUCAUCAUCGGCUUCUUACUCAACGCUGUCAAUUGGAAGAUCGCUAACCUUACUUACACUCACUAUGACUCGAAGUCGGGCCAUGUUAAGCUGUAUCAAUAUUCAACAAUGAUGGUCGCUCAAAUUCUUCAGAAUACCAAGACCGAAAUGGCAUUUUUGAACAAAUUGCCAUUUGUGAUAAAGAAUAUAAUGACGACGCUGGGUUUUCACUCCCUGUGUUUCGUAUUUGAUCGUUCAGCGUUAAAUGAGCAACUGGCUUUUGACCUAGCGGAAGUAUGCGACAUUCCAGAAUUGAAGAGCAACAAAACUUUGAAAGCUGCCUGUGCUUUGGCAGGAAGACUCAGAGAAUUGAAGACAGUUUGGCGUAAAGUUCGCGUAGUCGAUGACGGGGAGUCUCUCAGUCAUCCGGUUUACAAGGUUUUAGAAAACGACAUUUUGGCGCUGAAGGAAAUAAGUAGGAGACAGAACCGUCUGUUUCUUAAGUGGGAUAGACGCAAUGACAGUGUUUCACCCGACGACGAUGACGAAAAACGAGGUCGUGAAUUCAUGCUGAUUGUCAGAAAUUUCGAAAAGACGUUCAACUUACGCAAAAUUCUUGACCAAGAUCAGUACAAUUAG
This is a messenger RNA of Lachancea sp. 'fantastica', 1845 nucleotides long. Lineage: Eukaryota; Fungi; Ascomycota; Saccharomycetes; Saccharomycetales; Saccharomycetaceae. The record is from the annotation of a GenBank genome assembly.